Molecule: messenger RNA, 3396 nt
Organism: Aspergillus clavatus NRRL 1
Lineage: Eukaryota; Fungi; Ascomycota; Eurotiomycetes; Eurotiales; Aspergillaceae
Product: CDC5/polo family serine/threonine-protein kinase
Exons: 4
Coding region: 1-3396 (1131 amino acids)
Biological process (GO): regulation of protein localization to mitotic spindle pole body; mitotic cell cycle; protein phosphorylation
Cellular component (GO): spindle pole; spindle pole body; centrosome
Molecular function (GO): ATP binding; protein binding; protein kinase activity
Source: RefSeq, a predicted model, not a curated record
AUGGAAGCACUGUCGCCGCGAUCGACGAAUCACAUAAUUAAACCUAAGAUUGUUACGAUGGAGAGGAAGGUCCUCGACAAAAAUGCCGCCGCCGCCGCAGUAGCACAGAAGGCUGCGUCGUCAAAGAUCCAUGCAGCACCACCGCCGUCGCUUGUGGCAGAGCCAGAGGAAGGGGGUGAGCGGUAUUCAACUGGCGCUUUCCUGGGGAAAGGGGGUUUCGCAGUUUGCUACGAAGGUACUCUCUUGAGAAACGGCCGAGUGUUCGCAAUGAAGGUGGUUAAGUCUGAGAUGGGCCAGAAGAAGAUGCAAGAAAAGUUUCGUACCGAACUUCAGAUACACUCGAAGAUGCGACACCCCCACAUCGUCGAGUUCCAUCGCGCCUUUACAUUUUCCAAAUGUAUCUAUGUUAUUCUAGAAUUGUGCCCUAAUGGGUCGGUAAUGGAUAUGGUGAGGAAGCGAAAAUGCUUGAGCUUACCGGAAGUCCGGCGAUUCAUGAUACAGCUUUGCGGCGCAGUCAAAUACCUACACAAAAGGAGUGUUGCACACCGAGAUCUAAAGAUGGGAAAUCUGUUCUUGAACCGAAACAUGGAUAUCAAGGUGGGGGAUUUUGGACUGGCUGCAAUGAUCGUUUCCGAAAAGGACGAGAAGAGACGGAAAACGCUGUGCGGAACGCCGAAUUACAUUGCUCCGGAGGUUCUUGAUAAGAGCAAGGGUGGGCAUACUCAGAAGGUUGAUAUCUGGUCAUUGGGCGUUAUAUGUUUUGCGAUGCUCACCGGCUUUCCACCAUUCCAGUCGAAAACACAGGAGGAGAUCUACAAGAAGGUCAGGAACCUGGCCUAUGUUUGGCCCAGUAGCCCCGAUUUUGCGAACCACAUUCCGGAGGAGGCGAAGUCUCUGGUCAGUUCUUGCCUCAAUCUCGCAGAGAACGAGAGACCCGACCCGGACGACCUUGUUGAGCACCCGUUUUUCAGCAUGUACGAUGGCUGCAUACCCCGACGGUUGGAUCCAGCAUGUUGUACCUCAAAACCUAUAUGGCUCAGAUCCGACGAGCCACGGGGCGAUCGAAUGAUGCUUGGCCAUAGUCUGGAAUAUGACGACAAACUCUCGGCCUAUAUUGAUCAUGUCGAUGACCCAACACAGCGAUAUCUUAUCUGCCGAGCAGCAUUCUACAGUCUCUGCGGGGUUGGGCGUAAACCAGACGGAAGCGCUCGCAAAGCGGUUGGCAAGAAUUGUUCCAAAUCGGCAUUUGCAGAGUGCGUGGCCGAAGAGGAAAGGGGACUUCAGCCGCUCAUGCCACUGCCGGAGGAUAUGGUAUACAAAUACCCUAAUGACCUAGAUGGUGACUGGAGUGCCCCCCAUUCUGGACUCGCCGUCCGUAAAGAAGACUCGUUGCUAGACAGCACGGCCCUUUCUGGAAGACGCAGUGCGUCCGUCAGAAGCAACGCCGCGUCUCUCACUAGGACGCAGGCUGCUCUGGUUGCAGCCCAGCAGCGACGAAAAGAGCCUCAGAGUCACGCCGCAACACUUCGUCAGCAAGCAAUGGGUGGUCGCGGCUCAGCCCGGAAGAUCGCAGCUAUUUGCGAUCCUUCGGCGCCAGCAGUGAAGUCUUUUGCCGACGGGGAGGAGCCUGAGUCUGCAGCACUCGCAGUACCUCCUCCACCAACUGGUGGGCUUGCAGAGAGGCCUAUUCGUGCGCGGCGCGGGGUGGCAGUAUCCUAUUCUGGAUCAUUACGUGAUCUGGACAGGAAUAUAGCUCCCCCAAGAAAUGGGGCAGGAAUGCUGACUGUAGGCAAGACACGCUCGCAAUCCAAAAGACUAGAGGCUGCUAGUCUUGAAGCGGUUCCUAAUGCUGUCAUUAUCAAGGAGCGAGCUGCUUCUGCGGCUGUAGAGACAAUCCCUACUAGGCUACGGCAUGGCUCCGUACGGUCAGCCUCCACAGAAGAGAUUGUCCCAGCUUCCAAACCUAAAGAUCGAGAGCGAGAACCGAUGGCGAAGAACGUACCGAGUGGCGGUGGUCAGGUACCGACAGAAGCCAAUGCCGCAGCCAUGAGCCGUUCCAGUAGUAAGACGACUUCCACAUCGAGUACCAAGCGGUCAACCUUGGGAUUGUAUCCACUGUUCCAUCUAGAGGACCGUUGCGAAAUGAUGCCUAGGACAUCUCUUGAGGAUGUCAAUACAGAUCUUCGGCUUAUGCUCUCCAACCUGGUGCCCCAGGCAACUAUUCGCCGGCGCUCGAGCUCCAGGAGGACACCGCACGCGUACGUCAUCAAAUGGGUUGAUUAUACCAAUCGCUAUGGCAUUGGGUAUGUUCUGGAUGAUGGCAGUGUGGGAUGCGUGUUUAAGGCAGAGAAUGGUCGCCCGGCAAGCGGAGUAUUGGUACGCAAUGGCGAGAGGCAUAUCCGCCGAAAAGCGCGUGCUCUCAACAAGCAGAAAGGUGGAGAUUAUUUCUACUCUGAGGUCGAUCAGCUUGUGCCUCUCAAGGGGAGGCCGGUGGAGUUCUUUGAAAAUUCUGACAAUGAAUCUUCAAAUAGCCAGACUGGUGUAAGACGCGCACUGAUCUCGCCCUCGCUUUUCGAGGUGAAGGCCUCCUCUGACGGCUCCUCUGGUUCUGGGAUCAAAGUGCGCACAAAUUCCGGACUGGAGUGCGCCCGCGCUGAUGCAGAGAAGAUCAAGCGGGUGAAGCUUGUCGAUCAAUUUGGCAAGUAUAUGAUUGGGUCGUUGGGUAGACACGACGACGAUGCGACACUGGAGGAUGAUAAACCACUAGAUACCCCUGGCCAGUUUAUCAAAUUCUACCAGCGACUAGGCAAUGUGGGCAUCUGGGGAUUCGGCGACGGCGCUUUUCAGUUCAAUUUCCCCGAUCAUACUAAGCUUGUUAUCUCUCCUGGGCGCACGCGGGCCUCGUCUCCGUGGAUUGACUUCUACCAUCUGUCACCCUCCGCAGCCCGCUAUCUCAGCGCGAAAGGCAAGAUGCAUCCAUCUGGGUUCGAUACCCGAGCCGUCGCCUCGGAAGAGGCCACGACGUUCCUGAGCAUUGCACAUGGCACGGCAGUGAAUCCCAUGGAUGAUCGUAUCCGCGACGUUCUGGAGGCCAAUUCGUUUCUACGCAAGAUCAGUUUUAUUCGAGAUGUUGUGAAUGGUUGGAUCACGAAUGGGCGAUUAGGGGGCCGAGCCUCGCACGAUCAGGCUUCUAGCGUCCCGGAAGUGUUUUGGGAGGGCGCGCAGGAACAGGCGCAAGCUGGCGGCGGCAAGUUCGUAUGGGUGACAGUGGGAGCCCCUGGAGGGGAUGGUGAAUAUCGAUCUAUUUCGUUGAAGGACAAGGAUGUGGCAGAGAGAUCUGAUCCCGAGAUGGAGGCGUUGAGAGACCGUCUACGGGGGCUGGGCGCGAGGUCCUAG